CUAAUACCAUCGUAUUCACAUUUAUGUCUACCAUUUUUCUCAUCUACCACUUGACCCUUCUUUCCUUCAGAUUCUCCCAAAACCCCCCAUUCCACAGUUAAAUUAAACCCACUUGAUCCAUUAAAUAACCCACGCCUGAAUCCGGAUCUUCGACGGAGAAGAAGAAAGAAAGAUGAGCAGUAGUGAAGAGGAGAAGAACAGGGGAGUGGUCGACGAUCACCAGCCUCAUCAAUACGGGACUUUUCAAGGAGUCGCCAAUUACCCACCUACUACCCCCAGUUACCCCCCUCCUCGCCCGCCGCAACCGGCCAUCGGAUUCCCUCAGCCCGUCCCACCUCCUGGGGUCCACGAGCCCAGCGCCCCUCCUCCAGAAUAUUACGCUCAUGGGUACCAAACCGUCCCUGGUUAUGCUGUUGCUGAAGGAACACCAGUAAGAGAGCGCCGUCUACCAUGCUGUGGCCUUGGUGUUGGCUGGUGCUUGUUUAUCAUUGGUUUCUUCCUUGCUGCCAUCCCCUGGUAUGUUGGGUUAUUUGUUCUGCUUUGUGGAAGGAUAGACUACAGAGAGAAACCAGGCUAUAUAGCUUGCACAAUUGCUGCCAUUCUUGCCACUAUUGCAAUUAUUCUUGGUUUAACAAAGGGAACUCAUACCUGGUAGCAUGCUUGGAGAAUGGAUAUAGGUUGCAGUGUAUGGCUGUACAAGCAUCUUUUGAAACAACUACUCCUAGAUAUAUUAAUUUCUAUGGGAGAAAUGUGCAUCUAGGCAUUUGUGCUGCAAACUUAGCCUUGCUUGUCAAUCGGUAGUGCUGUUGCUGCAAUGCACAUUCUUAAGAAUAAAUUUUACUUUUAUUAUUAGUGAAUUACAGAAUUUAUGCUGUGUUAUAUUGUAUGCAUGUUUUGCAAUAUGAGUUGGAAAUGAAUUGCUGCUUAAAAA
Messenger RNA from Rubroshorea leprosula, 931 nucleotides. The record is from the annotation of a GenBank genome assembly. NCBI's taxonomy places the organism in Eukaryota, Viridiplantae, Streptophyta, Magnoliopsida, Malvales, Dipterocarpaceae.